Molecule: messenger RNA, 1907 nt
Organism: Penaeus monodon (black tiger shrimp)
Lineage: Eukaryota; Metazoa; Arthropoda; Malacostraca; Decapoda; Penaeidae
Product: dual specificity mitogen-activated protein kinase kinase 4-like
Biological process (GO): protein phosphorylation; MAPK cascade
Molecular function (GO): ATP binding; JUN kinase kinase activity
Source: RefSeq, a predicted model, not a curated record
UAUUGAAGACUCCGGGACAGAACAUUUUAAAGGCGGAGGGGAUGGCCGAGCAGCAACAGCAGGGAGGAGGGCAGCCCAGGCCAGGGACUCUCAGCAUGUCAGGGGCUGUUCCAGGUCGGCGAAGCAACCUCCGCUUGGCGUUUCCAGGUCAGGGAAGAUCCAAUAACGACCGUCCACAGAACAACCUUGACUUCCCUGCCUCCGGAUACCCUGCGACACAGAUUGCUAGGACCAUGACGACAGUUCCACCCCAGCCAAGGGACAGGAUUACUCGGGGGAUUUACCAGAGCAUCCAGUCAUCCGGCAAACUCAAAAUCUCACCUGAAUUGCAAGUUGAGUUCACAGCGGACGACCUUCGUGAUUUAGGGGAGAUUGGAAGAGGAGGUUUUGGCACUGUCAAUAAAAUGGUGCAUCGCAAGAGCAACACAAUCAUGGCUGUUAAGCGAAUUCGUUCAACAGUUGAUGAGAAGGAACAGAAGCAACUCUUGAUGGAUUUAGAGGUAGUCAUGCGAAGCAACGACUGCCCUUGUAUUGUUCAAUUUUAUGGUGCCAUAUUCAAGGAGGGUGACUGUUGGAUAUGCAUGGAGCUUAUGGACACGUCACUUGACAAGUUCUAUAAAUUUAUAUAUGAACGUUUACAUGAACGUCUUCCAGAAAACAUGCUUGGAAAAAUAACUGUUGCCACACUAACAGCACUAAACUAUUUAAAGGAGAAGUUGAAAAUAAUCCAUCGCGAUGUGAAGCCAUCGAACAUUUUAUUGGACAAGCGCGGCAAUAUCAAGCUCUGUGAUUUCGGCAUUUCUGGCCAGCUUGUGGAUUCCAUCGCCAAGACAAGAGAUGCUGGAUGUAGACCAUAUAUGGCACCGGAACGCAUAGACCCAGCCAGAGCCCGAGGAUACGAUGUUCGCUCUGACGUGUGGUCCCUGGGCAUCACCCUGAUGGAGCUGGCCACAGGGAGCUUCCCGUACCCCAAGUGGAAUUCCGUUUUUGAGCAGCUAACGCAAGUAGUGCAAGGAGAGCCACCACGUCUUUCACCCAACGAGAAUGGCAACACUUUCUCCGAGGAGUUUGUUAGUUUUGUUAAUACAUGCUUAAUAAAAGAUGAAAGCUCACGACCCAAGUAUAAGCAGCUCCUCGAUCACGAAUUUGUCGUGCGAUCGAGAGAGGACCCCAUGGACGUGACAGAGUUUGUUAGCGGCAUUCUGGACAAGAUGGCAAACAACGGACGUGUCAUGUAUACUUACGAUUCUUACAACUGCUGAUGAACUUACUGUCAUAGCACUUGUCUCAUCAUUUUUAACUCUGGGACUACGACUGGAACAGACUUGCUCUGGGGCAAGUUAAAGCAGUGCAGCAUUUAUAUUUUAUAUGUAGGCUGAAUAAUACCAGCUUUGCAAAGAGAGAGAGUAAAAAAAAAAAAUUGUUUGGAGUUUGAAUGCCAGCUUUUAUAUGGCAUUUACAAGUGGCACUGUGUGGCAGCAAAAAAUGGACUGGUUUACUGAUUGACUGUGAUGUGACACCCAGUGUAUGUAAAACAAAGAAGAGUUUUUUCAGUUAUAAGAGUUGUGUAGAAGUUUCUCAAAAAAAAAAAAAAAAGAAAUGGGUGCAGAUAUGAGCCUUAUACAUAGGUAAGAAAAUGGGAUUACAUUGGGUUAUAAGAGGAGACUUGUGGAGGUAGUUGUGUUGUCGUCGCAGAGUAGUUGGCUGGAAUAGUUUUAGAAGCUGUUACAAAUAGCAUUUCUGAUGCAGAGUUCUCUACUGAAUAAGAGGAAUGGUCACCAAAAGAGGAACCAGCAGAAGUGACUUUUAAAAUCAGAAUUUGCCAUUACCACUGGUACAUUAUUGUAGUGAACCUGAUUGUUCCAUUUUUAAGAAUUAAAAAAAAAAAGAAAAAAAAAAGAAAAAAA